AUGAGCUUCGUGGAUCCGUCGGCGUCCCUGCUGGCCACGUGCGGAGGGGACACUGUUAAGAUCUUCGAUGUUACGGUGGAUUCGGGCGAUCCGUGCGUGCUGAGCUACACUCCCUCCCCUGGAUCCCAAGUGAACUCCCUCAAAUGGAACCACACCAAUCUAGUGGUUGCCAGUGCUGGGGAUGAUAGGAAGAUCUCCCUGUGGCAUAAAAAUGGUCAAAGCAUGGGAGUGAUACCUCUUUCUGGGGGUGAUCUUGGUGAUGAUAUAGAAGAGGCUAUAGUUUCCAUCAGCUUUAGUAACAAAGGUUCUAGAUAUCUUUGUUCUGGUGGAAGUGGUCAUAUUGUCAGAAUAUGGGAUUUACAAAGAAAACGCUGCAUCAAAUGGCUGAGUGGUCACACUGAUACGAUCACUGGUGUUAUGUACAAUUGCAAAGAUGAGCAUUUGGCAUCCAUCAGUGUAAAGGGGGAUCUUAUUCUCCAUAAUCUUGCUUCUGGAGCACGGGCUGCUGAACUCAAGGACCCAAAUGGGCAGGUAUUAAGAGUGCUUGAUUAUUCUCGACUUAGUCGGCACAUUUUGGUGACAGCAGGUGAUGAUGGAUCUGUACAUUUAUGGGAUACAACUGGCCGCAGUCCAAAGGUUUCUUGGCUGAAACAGCAUUCUGCACCAACAACUGGCGUUUGCUUCUCACCAUCAAGCGACAAGAUAAUUGCUAGUGUCGGUCUAGAUAAAAAGUUGUAUACGUAUGAUUGUGGGACAAGAAGGUCCACAUCAUGCACUCAUUAUGAGGCACCCUUCUCAUCGCUGGCAUAUCAUGAUGAUGGCAAUGUACUGGCUGCUGGAACAAACAAUGGACGUGUAGUGUUCUAUGAUGUUCGGGGAAAACCUCAACCUUUUACUGUUCUUCGUGCGUAUAAUAGUUCUGAGGCAGUUACAAGUUUGUGCUGGCAAAGAUCAAAGCCUGUCAUUGUAAAUGAGAAUAGUUGCACUGCUGAAGUUGCUCUUCUUGGGGGUACCAGUGAGGACUCUGUUCUUAUGCCAGAUCCCCUGCCUUCUAUGGCAGCAUUGAGUUUCCCUUCUGCAACGAUGCCUAGCUUUCGCUCUUCUUUGACAGCAAGCACUAAUGGGUCAAUAUCAGCAACACCUGCUGUAGAGGAAACUCCACAGCGGAGUCGACUUUGGUCAAGUGGAUCUUUGCCAAAGCUACAUGCACCUCGGUCUAGUUAUAACUUAAAGGAUGAUGAUAUGGAUGUAUUUUCUCCGCUUGUGGAUGUUCAGCCAAUUACACCUUCUCUUGGCAAUUGGUGGGAUGACCGUGAUGAAGCAACAAAGGAUAACAUGCCCAAUGACAAGAAAUCUGCAGUGUUUCCUUCUUCACUUAGGAGAUUUCCCUUUACUGAAGGCAGCACUGAUUCUCAUCCAAUAUCAGAUUGGAGAUCAAAUUCAACAUCCAAACAGGACAGUUCUUCUGUUAUAUCAUCAGCUGCCACACAAGUUGCCUCUUCAAAGGGUGAAACAUCAUCUUUCUCUUCAACUCCUGAAGCCUGGGGUGGAAAUGCGUUGCUGGACAAAUUAACUCACCGCCAGCCAAUUUCACUGUCACGCUUUGUGCCUUCUGUGUCAUUAGCCACUGGACCAAUAUUUGCAGGCUUGCAAGAUUCAUCUUCAUCGUCCAGUCACUCCAAGAACUCUGCAACAAUUUCUAGCACAAGUUUUACAAAUAUGCAGAAUAAACUUGCCUUAAACCAUGCAAAUUCUUCAGUAAUCAUGGAAUCCUCAUCUGCUUACCAUCUUAGCUCUGUUUCCACAUCGUUAGGGACUAAAAUGAUGCCAUCAUCAUCAUCAUCUAAUCUUGAGUUGCCAGGAACGUCGCUAUCAACUUUCCCUCGGAGGUAUUCCACAUAUGCUGAGAGAAUAAGCACCACCUCUUCCUUCAGUGAGGGAAUAGCUUCAGCAGUGGGUUCACCAAAAUCAAAGAAAACAGGAGCAGAAACUAGAGAAGAAUUGCUAAAUAGCCUGCUAUCGGGGCAAGAAGCAUCAAAUGCCUCGGGGACCGGGAGCCUUCCUGCAAUCAAUGGAGUGUCAUCUCAAUCUAUGCGAGCAUUAGGUCAGCCAACAGAUCAACAAGGAACUUCUUCAUUUUCACUUCAGCUAGUCCAGCACACUCUUGAAGAGACUUUGGGAUCUCUGCAGAAGUCGAUCCAUGAAGAUGUGAGGAAUCUUCACAUUGAGCUGCUAAGACAAUUCCAUAUGCAGGAGACCGCAAUGGUGGGCUUGCUAACCUCAAUCCUAGAAAAGCAAGAUGAGUUGAUGAAAGAAGUACAGUCGCUGCGAAGGGAAAACCAACAGCUCCGCCAGUUACUUUGAAGUGUCACCAGGGAUUUCGAGCAAAUUAUAAUCCUUUUUUGGGGUGUUUUCUGCUUUCAGAAUAAUCAAAAUUUGUAGUGUGCAAAUAGUUUGUGAUAAUUGGAUUUUUACAUAGCAGCCGAUCAACGUGUAAGCAGGCCUAGGACUAGAGGAUCGUCUGAAGUAUUGGUAGAUUCGGUUCUGUUGAUGUAUGUGCUACGUUUAUGAGAAAAGGGCAAAAUAGAGCCGAUAAUUUAGAAAAUCCAGGUGAGAUUUUGUCACCAGAAAUUGUGUGCUACUGUGCAGGCAUCAUAGAUUUCAGUUUUGUCAUUUAAUAUAUGUACAUAGUUGAACUCACACAAGUGCAGGAGAUUGAUCAUUUUAUGUA
This is a messenger RNA of Phoenix dactylifera (date palm), 2731 nucleotides long. RefSeq names its product protein NEDD1. Gene Ontology annotation, molecular function: protein binding; gamma-tubulin complex binding. Gene Ontology annotation, biological process: regulation of mitotic spindle organization; cell plate assembly; positive regulation of cytokinesis. The record is from RefSeq and is a predicted model, not a curated record. Gene Ontology annotation, cellular component: kinetochore microtubule. Lineage: Eukaryota; Viridiplantae; Streptophyta; Magnoliopsida; Arecales; Arecaceae.